AUGUCGCAGUACCGUUUGGUUCGCGCAUUUCGCCAGCUUAUUCGGAACCACGUUUGUGUUUUUACACUAAACGCAUGCCGCGGGUCGAGGCCCACGGCCCGCCCGCGGGCCACAUUUCAGUUCUCAUCCUUGGAUCCAUUCCGUUUUCUGAAGGGACUUCAUCUGCGGAAAACGAGCAAAGAUCAGCGCUCUCCUCUUCGCUGCACUCCAGCUCUACCAUUACCCCAUCGCUCCGAUUACUCGCAGCCUCCUCCGCCUCCGAUCUACACUACAGCAAUGAUGGGGCCGGAGACCACCUCCGGCUCCGAUUCCUCGCUCUCUGCCGAUGUCAGGGCUUCCCUUCCCCUCUCACCUUCUUUAUCGUCCCCCUCUAUCUACCGCAGCGCCGUUAGUGGCGAUCUAUUCCUUACUCCAUCUUCCUCAUCUUUCUCUUCUCCAUCCUCCUUCGUCGACCCCCCUUCAUACGCGGAUGUGGUUUUCCGGCCGGUCGAGCCACAGAAUGGCGGAGAUUCUACUUCGAGAAACGAGACGGUUUCUGCAAGAUCCGGCCGCGCCUCCACCUCUGAUUAUUUGGAGAUCACUGUCACUGACCCCCAGAAGGAGAGCGAUUCAGCGACCUCACUUGUUCCUGGUGGCGGCGCCUACAUAACGUAUCUCAUAACCACACGCGUACGCGGGGCUGCAGCCCCAUACGUCGUACGACGCCGAUUCCGCGACGUGGUCACGCUGGGUGAUCGUCUGGCCGAAUCCUACCGCGGCUUCUUCAUCCCCAUCCGCCCCGAUAAGAACGUGGUUGAGAGUCAGGUGAUGCAGAGGCAAGAUUUUGUGGAACAGCGGAGGGAUGCUUUGGAGAAGUACUUUCAGCGCCUUGCGGCGCAUCCGGUCGUUGGGCGCAGUGAGGAGCUUAGGGUUUUUCUCCAAGCGCAGGGGAAGCUGCCAUUAACGCCAACGACGGACAUGGCUUCGAGGGUGCUUGACGGGGCGGUGCGACUCCCGGGGCAGUUAUUUGGGGAUGGAGUGCGCGGGAGCGGGGCACCACAGGAGGUGGUGCAGCCGGCGAGGGGUGGAAGGGAUUUGUUGAGGAUGUUCAAAGAGUUGAAGCAGUCCAUGACGAACGAUUGGGUAGGGACGAAACCAUUGCUGGUGGAAGAAGACAAAGAGCUUUUGGAGAGAGAAGGAAAUAUUCAGGAACUCGCCCUGCAGCUCAAUGCUACCUCAGAACAGGUAUUCUGAUUUGAGAACACGUUU
Messenger RNA from Phalaenopsis equestris, 1248 nucleotides. RefSeq names its product sorting nexin 2A-like. The coding region runs from base 1 to 1233 and encodes 410 amino acids. NCBI's taxonomy places the organism in Eukaryota, Viridiplantae, Streptophyta, Magnoliopsida, Asparagales, Orchidaceae. The transcript is spliced from 2 exons. Gene Ontology annotation, molecular function: phosphatidylinositol binding. The record is from RefSeq and is a predicted model, not a curated record.